UACUCUUUCUUUUCCCUUCCCUUUUAAAUUUGCCCUUUUCCAUUGGAUGACUCUGUCAUUUACUCUCCCUCUUUCUUCCGCUGCUUCACGUACUUCCCUCCUCCCACUCCGUCGCCUUCUCGCUUGCUUUAAUGGCCAAGAUCUCACAUCCGCCGCACAAGAAUUCCAUUUCUACCACCGCUAAUUCUCAGUCUUCUCCACUCCAUCACAGCCAGAAGAAGGUACUCAAGCGGACGCGUAAGUCCACUCCUCGAGAUUCUCCCGCUCAGCGUAGCUCUGUAUACCGCGGAGUCACCAGGCAUAGAUGGACGGGACGGUAUGAGGCGCAUUUGUGGGAUAAGAAUUGCUGGAAUGAAGGACAGAAUAAGAAAGGAAGACAAGUGUAUUUAGGUGCGUAUGAUGAUGAAGAAGCAGCGGCUCAUGCUUACGACCUUGCUGCGCUCAAGUACUGGGGAACUGAAACUGUUCUCAACUUUCCACUAUUAACGUACCAAGACGAGAUUAAAGAAAUGGAAGGUCAAUCAAGAGAGGAGUAUAUUGGAUAUUUGAGAAGGAAGAGUAGCGGCUUUUCUCGCGGGGUUUCGAAGUACAGAGGUGUAGCAAGGCACCAUCAUAAUGGAAGAUGGGAAGCUCGAAUCGGAAGAGUGUUUGGCAACAAAUACCUUUACCUUGGAACAUACGCUACCCAAGAGGAAGCUGCCACAGCUUACGACAUGGCCGCCAUAGAAUACCGUGGCCUUAACGCCGUUACAAAUUUCGACCUUAGCCGUUAUAUCAAAUGCCUCCGUCCUGAGGAACAAGAUAUCCCAAACAAUAAUAACUGUCCACCAAGCCCUAACGCCGGCAAAACGACUUCAGAAUUGGACCCCAAAUCCCUCCUUGAAUUCACCUUUCCGUCCCAAUGUUCGAGCUCCGACCAACCCAUCUCCACGCCACCGCUGGGACCUGGCGACGGUGAGUCCUCGUCGUCGAACACGCUGGAGCUUCUACUCCAUUCCUCAAAAUUUAAUGAUAUAAUAGAAAGAAACCCCACCGCCGACCCUCCACAGACGCCGCCGGAAUCUGACCGGCCUCGCCGCUGUAUUCCCGAUGACAUUCAAACUUACUUCGAUUGUACUCAAGAUUCCGACGACAUUGCCGAAGGCGACGACGGCAUUUUUGGGUAUCUAAAUUCGUUUUUACCUUCAUCAAAUUUUCACUACGCACUCGAUGCUUAAUUAGGUAGGAUCAAAAGAGGGGAUUGAGGAAUUUAACGUCCGACGAGAUCAGCAAAAGAAAAUAACUUCGGCCAUGGCCAUGGCGGAUUACGAAUAUCGGGAACGGAGAUAAUGGAGGCGUGGCCUGAGGCAGGUAAUUAAUUAAAAUUAUAGACAAAAUUAGUUUUUUUUUAUUUUUCCACAGCCUCCUUUUAUUCACAAGAACGAGAGAAGGAAGCGUUUAAUUCCAUCCCACCCCCCGUAGAAUUCAUCAGCAUGCAACAGUAGAAAUCUUGCAUGCAUUCAGAAUAGCGAUUGGAAUUUUUAGUAGAAAUUUAAAUUAUAAUAAAAAGGGCCAGAAUUUGUCAUGAA
Molecule: messenger RNA, 1568 nt
Organism: Cucurbita maxima (winter squash)
Lineage: Eukaryota; Viridiplantae; Streptophyta; Magnoliopsida; Cucurbitales; Cucurbitaceae
Product: AP2-like ethylene-responsive transcription factor At1g16060
Exons: 8
Coding region: 132-1217 (361 amino acids)
Biological process (GO): regulation of DNA-templated transcription
Molecular function (GO): DNA binding; DNA-binding transcription factor activity
Source: RefSeq, a predicted model, not a curated record